AUGAUCCGCCGCGGCUCCGAGGUCAACGCGAAAGCGCUGCCCCCAAAAACCGAGUACAUCCUCUACUGCCGCCCGUCGCAACUCCAGGUGAAGCUUAUGCAGGAGCUGUGCGAUGAUAUGAUGGCCGAUCCACUUACAAUCAUUAUGCAUUUGCGGUCAAUUGCCAAUCAUCCGUCUCUGUUUCUCGGCAAAAACCUGGAAGAAGGGACUAGGCCUCGCAUCCAACGGCUCGCCCAGCAAUACGCUAGCAAAACUUCUGGAUUUGUCGAAAAUUCAGGAAAGCUCGUCGUGUUUGCAAGCCUGCUGGUCGCCUUCGCACAAUCCGGAGAGAAGGCUGUGAUUUUCAGCAAUUUCACGCAGACAUUGGACAUGCUGGCGUCGUUUUGCCGCAACUUUAACUUUAACGUCGAACGACUGGACGGUCAAGUACCAACGAAGGAGCGACAGAAAAUUGUCAACCGCUUCAACGAUCCGGCGACGCCCGCAAAUACCAUCUUGCUUGUUUCGACGAAAGCAGGUGGCACCGGCUUGAAUCUGAUUGGCGCCUCACGCCUAGUGCUUUUUGACUCCGACUGGAAUCCGGCAAAUGACUUGCAGGCGAUGGCUCGAAUUUGGCGCGACGGUCAGAAGAAGUCAUGUCAUAUCUAUCGUCUCGUGACUUCGGGCACGAUCGAUGAGAAAAUUCUGCAGCGUCAAAUCAAGAAGACCGGCUUGCACGCCAUCUUUGAUAUGGAGACGUCGGUGGUGGCGCCCGAAUUCCAGGAGGAGGAUCUGAAGGACAUCUUUGAGGUUGAGACAGCGGAUGAAUCGAACACUCAUCGCAUAAUGGGUUGUCACUGUGAGGGCGAUGGGACGACGGCUGAGGAGCGUGACAUUGAGGAGGAAGGCGAUGGCGACGCCGAGUCCAAUGAGAAGGAGAAUAAGGCAGAC
Molecule: messenger RNA, 930 nt
Organism: Mesorhabditis spiculigera
Lineage: Eukaryota; Metazoa; Nematoda; Chromadorea; Rhabditida; Rhabditidae
Source: the annotation of a GenBank genome assembly